AUGGGCAAUCCAGUGCCAGACCAAGCACAGCAACAAAACGUCAUUCAUCGUCGAUAUUUUCUCUCCCUCAUCCUACUUCUGCCCCUUCACGGAUACUACAACUUUAUACGGCAUCAUGGGUGGCUCAACGGAACCGUGGGUCUCGUUAAAGAAGCCGUAACGCUUACCGUCGUUUGCCAAUUUUUCUUCGGUAAUCAUUACGCAAGCCGUGACAACAAUCGUCACAUGGCAGAGCGUAAUGUGCGGCGAGCUGCUCACGCGGCAAAUAUUACCGGCACCGUCUUUCUUGCGUUGGGCUUACUUUGGGGCUGCUACGUGCUGACGACACACGAAGACGAUGUAAACGACAACGAGAAUGCGUUUAAUAUUAUGGGUAAUAGGGUGUACCUUGUCGCGCUCAUGGCAAUGGCUUUUCUCAUUCGGCUCUGCUCCUUGCAGCCUGGUGCUGACGAGCUCGAGUUUUUUUAA
Messenger RNA from Metarhizium robertsii ARSEF 23, 468 nucleotides. RefSeq lists its product as uncharacterized. The record is from RefSeq and is a predicted model, not a curated record. The transcript has a single exon. Lineage: Eukaryota; Fungi; Ascomycota; Sordariomycetes; Hypocreales; Clavicipitaceae. The coding region runs from base 1 to 468 and encodes 155 amino acids.